AUGGCAGGCAUGAUCUCGGCCGCCAAUCUUGGCGGCAUCGCCGAUCCUCGUAUCGGUCAUGAAGCUGAUAUCAUCGGCACUGAAGAAGAACACCACACCUCCAAGACCGCUGGAGAUAUUCCUCCGAACUAUGACGGUCCCAACGAACACCAUAAUAUCCCGGCUCCCAUCCUGGCUGGAAAGGAUUCCAUCUACUUGGAUCCCAGCAUUACUUUCGAGAACUACGUCUUCUGGGCCAACCGGUCUCGUGAAUACGAGAAAACCAUUCGCACUGAUGACAAGGGCUUUGCAGCAUGGGCCAGCAUGCUCAUGGGCAAGAAGAAGAGUCCCAUUGAAUCACAAGACGCCACGCCACCAACCCCUUCAGAGAACGCAAAUGAAAAGGAGAAUUCUGAUGAGAAGAAGACCGAAACCGACCCUGCAGAUAUGACCGUGAAAAAUGAAGCGACCGACAACUACGGUGUUACCGAGACCGAAUGGGAACAGGCUCAGAGAGCAGCUCGUACUGCUACCUGGGGUUCAAUCUUCUAUCUGAUUACCACUGAUAUUUUGGGCCCUACUAACGUUCCCUGGGCCAUUAGUCGCAUGGGCUAUGGACCGGGUUUCGCUUUGUACACUGUUUUCGGUAUCAUGGCUGCUUAUUCUGGUAUGCAGCUGUGGAAAAUCUUUGUCGGCCUGGACUCCACCCGCUUCCCCAUGCGCAACUAUGGCGACAUGGCCUUCCGCGUUUUCGGCAGCUCCGCCCGUAUUGUCGUCAACGUUCUUCAGAGCUUCCAGUUCUUCUUGAACGUGUCUCUGUUGAUCACCAGUAACGGACAGGGUUUGGCACAGAUGGUGGAGGGCGAAAAUGGCAAGGGCUUCCUCUGUUUCAUCGUCGCCGAGGUCAUCUUCAUGGUCAUCGGCUUUGUUCUCGGUCAAAUUCGUACUCUGCAGCGUCUGUCCUUCCUUGCCAACAUCGCUAUUUGGUUGAACGUUAUCGUUAUCAUCAUGACCAUGGCGGUUGUUCACCAAUACCCUCCGAACUAUGCCGCCGUGCAAGCCAGUUACCCUACAAUUAAGAAGGGUCCAGUCGUGACCAGCGCCAACUGGCCUGCCAGCUCUACCCUGAAUGACAAGGUCAAUGCUAUGAUGAACGCUGUCUUCGCCUACGGUGGUGCGACCCUGUUUAACGAGCUCAUGGCCGAGAUGCGCCGUCCCUACGAUUUCUGGAAGGGAUUCAUCUGUGCCGAGAUCUUCAUCUACGCCUGCUAUCUGAUCAUGGGCAUGGUCGUCUACAGCGCCCAGGGUCAGUUCACCUUCAACCCUGCCUACCAGGGAAUCCCCGACUCGGCCUACCGUUUCCAGACUCUUGGAAACGCCAUCUCCUUCAUCACCGGUGUCAUUGCGGCCCUGCUCUACGGAAACAUCGGUAUCAAGGUCUUCUACUCCUCCGUUCUUCGUGACGUCUUCCACUUCCCCCACUGGACAGCCGCAUCGGCAAGUGGCUCUGGGUCGGUCUCGAUCCAAAAUAUACUAACAACCGCAGUCCCGAUCUACUGGGUUCUCGCCUGGAUCAUCGCCGCCGCCAUCCCCCAAAUCUCCAACCUUACAUCUUUCGUCGGUGCUGCUUGCAUCUUGCAAUUCUCCUACACAUUCCCGCCCAUGCUCCUUGUCGGCUACAAUGUGCAGAGGGACGCAAUGCUCCCCGAGGAGCGCUUCAACCCGCAAACUGGCCAAGCCGAGCGCGUGGACAGCGGUGUCAAGCGCUGGAUCCGCGGCUACAAGAAGAAGUUCGUGUGGAACACCUUCGAUAUCAUUUACUCCGCUGCUGCUCUGUCGUGUGCUGGCCUGGGUAUCUGGGCCUCUGUCGUGGCGAUGCACACCGAUUUCGCGGAGUCUGCUCUUACGCCCUUCACUUGUGCCAAUCCUGCUGGUUAA
Molecule: messenger RNA, 1917 nt
Organism: Penicillium atrosanguineum
Lineage: Eukaryota; Fungi; Ascomycota; Eurotiomycetes; Eurotiales; Aspergillaceae
Exons: 2
Coding region: 1-1917 (638 amino acids)
Biological process (GO): amino acid transmembrane transport
Cellular component (GO): vacuolar membrane
Molecular function (GO): amino acid transmembrane transporter activity
Source: RefSeq, a predicted model, not a curated record